Molecule: messenger RNA, 870 nt
Organism: Ostreobium quekettii
Lineage: Eukaryota; Viridiplantae; Chlorophyta; Ulvophyceae; Bryopsidales; Ostreobiaceae
Source: the annotation of a GenBank genome assembly
AUGCUGUCGGCGCGGUGCCGCAACCGGGGCCCCCAGAAGAAGACGGGGAUGGUGGAUCCGAAGUAUUGGAUGGCGGAGCACUUUGAAUAUCGAAAGUCUCAGAUGUGGUCAUGGAUUGACAAGCCGGGUGCCACCCACCCGCCAACGCCCUUUCCACACUGUCAGGUGUACAUCAACCAUGACUACCGAUUCAUCUGGGUGAAGGGCUACAAGGUUGGCGGCACCGCCAUGCGUGGCAGCCUGGGCUGGCUGUGCGACGACAGCUGGUGGGUGCCACAGGACGCUGACCUCAGUCACUGCAGCACGCCGCUGUGGAAGAACAGCAGCUUGACAGCGCAGCAGGCGCAAGAGUGGUGGAGGGAGUACUUUGUGUUUGGGGUGGUUCGCAACCCGCUGGCAAGGUUCUCCAGUGGCUAUGAGUACAUCUCCCAACGGAUGCCUGAGAACUGCACGGUGCCAGGCAUGCCGGCCGCUUGCCGCGACCCAUACGUCUUCGCCAAGACCUGCCGUGCUACGGCCUGCUGCAACAACAGUACGGUGGACCACCACGUGCGCCACUUCGGGGACCAGGCACGAUGCCUCUUCUCGCAGUCAGACGCCCCCGCCGUGGACUUCAUCGCAGAAACGGAAAACCUGGACGACGAUUUGGAGGCCAUCGUGAACAUCAUCAACGAGAGGAGGCCUGAAAUUAUGCCACCGCUGGUGGUGACGUCAUCGUACGGCAACCCGGGGCCCGGGGCCCAGUCGAAGAAGCCUGGGGAGAGGGCGAGGGAGCGCGUGAGCGCGCUGAGGGAGGACCCAGAUUGCGUGCCGGAGCUGGUGCGGAUGUACCGCAACGAUUAUGUCACGCUAGGGUAUGGGGACACAUAA